CAAAACUCAAACUUGUGGGAGGACACAGUAAGAUCUAUUUCCAAAACCGCAUUCAAGCAGAAUCAUAGCUUGAAGGUUCAUUUUAUUGGGGAAGAGGCCGCGGACGAAGGAGGACCAAAGAGAGAUUUCUUGCGUCUCGCAAUGACGGCUGUCUGCAAUUAUUCCGGGGUGCUACAAGGCCUAGAGUGUCGGAAAACCUUUAGCAAUAAUCCAUUGUUGCUGGAACGUAAGGCCUAUUACUGCGCUAGUCUUGUUACUGGAAUGUCACUUCAACAGGGGGGACCAGGACUACACUGUCUUUCACCUUCGCUGUUUGACUAUUUUGUAGCUGGCCCAUCUUCGUCCAGGGCAAUACCACUGGAUGUGGCAGACCAUGACAUGAGAAAGAAAAUUGAAAAGGUAAAACUGGCAGACGCGCGUCUACAUGAAUUAAUGAUAACUCGUACAUAGAAAUAAAAACGUUAGCGAGAAACUUUAAAAAAGGGAAAAAAAUUGACACAGCAUCAACCUAACGUAACUGAAUUUUAAUUUCAGGAAUCGCAAAAAUGUUAAGUUAAACUCUUCUUCAAGCUUGUUCGUUUCGUGUCAAUCGAGGAAACUUAUCGCAGACGUAUUAUCAGCGCGUCUCAUCAAUCCAAGUCCUUUAACACGGGAUGCCUGUUUUUGCCACUUUAUUUUUAGCGCAAACCUUCCCGCUGCUAUCAUCAGCUUACAUGUUCUUUUUGUUUUGCAGAUAUCUGAAGCUGUCAGUAAGAACCAAUUUGAUCGAGCAGUAAGAAAGGAGUCUGAAUUCAUUAUCGAGAGUGGAAUUAGUAAAAUUAAUUGGGAUUUUAGUUAAAAGAGCGAACUAGAGCCUCUCUUGACUAGAGUUAUUGCUGUGUAAAAGUUUAGUCAUUUAUCGUAACAAGGGAGCCUUAGAUCAGUUUCUUGAAGGCCUUCAGCGGGUAGGCCUUAUAAACUAUCUCAAGGAAAAUCCAACAGGGCUUAAAGACGUGUUUUGUAUGUCACCCUUUCCUCUUACUGUGGAUUCCUUUCGGAUAAACUAUUCAGAUCCUAGCAACAACAGAGGCAAUCAGGCAAGAGAGGGGGAAGAGGCCACCAUUUUGUGGUGGGAAGAGUUUUUGGACAACCUCGAUCAGUCCGAUCCACAAGGACUUCUCCCGCAGCUUUUAAUUUUUAUCACGGGUGCCGACAACAUUCCCGUUUUGGGAUUUCCCAAAAAUAUUGACAUCGAUUUUUUUGAUAUAGAACCCAGGUCACGUUGUUUUCCUACGGCUUCCACUUGCGGCCUACAGUUGCAAUUACCAAGAGGCAUUCACUCCUUUGAUGAAUUUGAGGACUUACUGUUCGAGCUUUAAAAGAGGGCUCCCAUGGUUUUGGUAAACUUUAGGAAACGUUAAACUACGAACGUGGGUUUUCAACAAAGGGACCACUAGGUGGACUAUUGAUCUAAAGUUACUGUAACAGUGUGAUGAAGGAUACAAUCAAGAAGGCUGUAUUUUGCUCGAUUUAAGGAAAAGUACGUGUAUUGCGCAGUGAAGCAACCACAGAGGCUAUUUUAUACAUAAUGUUCAUUCAAAAAUCAUUUAUCUAACUUGAGUGCCAAAUUGUCAAUAAACUUGAUUACUCUAAUACUCUAUUCUUCAUUGAUAUCUUACUUUAGUAAUAAAAUGUAUUAAGCAAGCAAUUCUUCCCUGGCGUUAUUCAUGAUGAUUUAUGCCAGUUCGAAAGGAUUGUCGUGAACAUUCUAGUUAUGGUCAGUCGGAAUGCCUCCUUUUCUUACUUUCUCCUAGAUUACAUUGCAAGCUGCGAAAGGUCAAAGUAUAGUUUCAGUGCUUCUUCCCAGUUGUUUGGCGGGAGAUAGCCUCGAUUAUUCAUUAGGUAUCGCGCCUAGGCAUCGAAAUCAGAGCUGCCACUCAAAUUAACUGGUUUUUUGGCCCGUAAAACUUUAACAGGCGAUGAAGGCGUCAACAUGUCUUCACCACCUAUAAGGAGAAUUAACUGCACAACAUCAAGUUACUAGUGAAAAUAAUAACAGCAAAUUACGAUAGAAUGAGGAGUUAUCUCAGGGAGAGAAUGUUCUUAGUAGAUAGGUACCUAACAGGAAAACCAGUCGCAAAACACUACGAAUUUUUACAAAAUUUUCUUACAACUUUCGUCCUGAUUGGGCAAAAUCCGCUCUUUGUUGUAUAAUCCUUAAAUGAGACUGGUUCAGGCUUUUACGGAAAGGCAUUUACUCUUUGUAUUAUAGUUUUGACAUACUAUUUUGUUUUUACAGACAGUGACGGUCACAUCAGCGCAGGAUCUUUUGCUGACUAAAGCUGCUGAAAGACAAGAAAUGAGAAAACAACAACUGAAAAACUAUUGCCUAAAACAUAAUGAUCAAAAGUUACCCUGGGAUAAAAAACGAGAACUCAAGCAAUUUCUCAUCGACGAUGACAAUAAAUUUAUUUACUGUGCCGUUCCUAAGGUGGGAACCACACCCAUGAGGAUGACGCUACUGCGUUUGAGGAACGACAGCAGAUUAAAACUUACGGAAGGUUCAGUUCAUUCUCCUAAGUUUUGGAGACGUUUAAGUGAUAAAGAAUUCAACGCAACGGAGUUAUCUAAGCGGCAAAAUACACAUUUCAAGUUUUUGUUUGUUCGCGAGCCGUUUCACCGACUUUUAUCUGGCUACAAAGAUAAAUUCAUGGGAAGAAACAGACGUUACACCAAUCGAUUUCGUAAACUGAUAGUGAAAGCUUUGAGGCCAAAGGACGAGGAGAAGGUUGCAACAGAGACAAAUAACGUUAAAUUCACCGAGUUUCUUACGUAUCUCUUAUCUGAUAGAAACCCGACGAUUCACGAUGGUCACUGGAAGCAAGCACAAAAACUUUGCUUUCCUUGCGCUUUUGACUUCGACUUUAUUGGCCAUUUUGAGACGCUUCAAGAGGACGCCAAUUAUUUGCUGAUCAAAACAGGUUUUAAUGGCCGUGUUAAAUUCCCAGUUGUACGCACGUCACAGGUUUCUAGUGAUUUUUUGGAGUAUUACUCAGAAGUUCCAAAGGAAAUUAUAUUCAAGCUUGGAGAAGCUUUCAGAAGUGACUUUGAAAUGUUCGGUUAUGCAUUCCCCGGAACUCUAAAAAGUUUACUCAAAAACUAUUUUAGAAAUAGUACCCAAGGUUAA
Molecule: messenger RNA, 3166 nt
Organism: Porites evermanni
Lineage: Eukaryota; Metazoa; Cnidaria; Anthozoa; Scleractinia; Poritidae
Source: the annotation of a GenBank genome assembly